Messenger RNA from Octodon degus (degu), 6387 nucleotides. RefSeq names its product zinc finger CCHC-type containing 6 (gene Tut7). Lineage: Eukaryota; Metazoa; Chordata; Mammalia; Rodentia; Octodontidae. Gene Ontology annotation, molecular function: zinc ion binding; RNA uridylyltransferase activity; nucleic acid binding. The transcript is spliced from 29 exons. The coding region runs from base 154 to 4695 and encodes 1513 amino acids. The record is from RefSeq and is a predicted model, not a curated record.
GCACCGCUGGCUCCCAAUAGCGCACAAUGAGCUAGCGCUGGGCGCCGGAAGUGGGGCCGAAGGAAAACACGGAGAGGGAGCCGGCCGGGACAGGAAGAGGCAGGGGGACCGGGGCUGAGGCGGUGCAAAGUAAGAAAAUUGAAGUCAAAGACCAUGGGAGAUGCAACAAAACCUUAUAUUGUGAAGGGCACUAAAGGCCGAGGAACUGUUGAUGAUGAUGAUUUCAGAAGGGGUCACCUCCAACAAGAUUAUUUAGUAAUGGAUGAUUAUGUUAAGGGCCAUAGCAGUAAAAUGGAAAAAAGCCUGCCAAAAAAAAGGAUAGCACCUGGGAACUAUGGCAAUACACCCAGAAAAGGACCUUAUCCUGUUUCUAGCAAUCCAUAUGCAUUUAAAAACCCAAUUUACAGUCAGCCCAUUUGGAUGAAUGACAACCACAAAGAUCAGAGUAAGAGAUGGCUGUCCGAUGAACUUACUGGUAAUUCAGACAACUGGAAGGAAUUCAAACCUGGACCUAGAAUUCCCAUCACAAGCAGACCAAGAAAAGACUCCUUUCAAGAAACUGAGGAUGGUUAUAGGUGGCAGGAUGGAAGAGGAUACAGGACUGUGAAACGCCUGUUUCCUAAAGACCUGACAAGUCCUGAGACCAUGUCAGAACUAGAAGCUGGAAAUCCUGAAAACAAUAGGAAGCAGCGAUCCCGACCCAGGAAGCCACGGAGGACUAGAAAUGAAGAGAGUGAGCAAGAUGGAGACUUGGAAGGUCCUGUGAUUGACGAGUCUGCACUUUCCACAAAGGAGCUGCUGGGCCUGCAGCAGGCUGAGGAGCGGCUGAGGAGAGACUUCAUUGACAGGCUAAAAAGGAGACCACGAAACUGCCCCACAGCAAAAUACACCUGCAAACUCUGCGAUGUUCUGAUUGAGUCUGUUGCAUUUGCCCAUAAGCAUAUCAAAGAGAAGAGACACAAGAAAAACAUGAAGGAAAAGCAGGAAGAAGAAUUGCUCACUACACUGCCUCCACCAGUGCCCUCCCAGGUAAGGGCAGUCGGCAUUGCCAUUGACAGAGUGGUGCAGGAGUUUGGCCUACACAGUGAGGACUUGGAACAGAGGCUGGAAGUUAAACACAUCAUGGGAAGUGUGCUCCAGCACAAGCUACCAGAUUGUUCUCUAAGAUUAUAUGGGUCUUCCUGUAGCCGAUUGGGUUUCAAAAAUUCGGAUGUAAACAUUGACAUUCAAUUUCCAGCCAUUAUGUCUCAACCAGAUGUCCUCUUACUUGUUCAAGAAUGUUUGAAAAACAGUGACUCCUUCACUGAUGUUGAUGCUGAUUUCCAUGCUAGGGUUCCAGUAGUGGUAUGCAGAGAGAAGCAAAGUGGUCUCCUUUGUAAAGUGAGUGCAGGAAAUGAAAAUGCCUGUCUGACAACAAAACACUUAUCUCUCCUUGGAAAACUAGAACCAAGGCUGGUUCCUCUGGUGAUCGCAUUUAGGCACUGGGCAAAGCUCUGCAGUAUAGACCGCCCUGAAGAAGGAGGCCUGCCACCUUAUGUAUUCUCCCUGAUGGCCGUUUUCUUCCUUCAGCAGAGGAAAGAACCUCUUCUGCCAGUAUAUCUAGGAUCAUGGAUUGAAGGAUUCUCAUUAAACAAACUAGGAAACUUCAACCUUAAAGAUGUUGGGGAAGAUUUUGUGAUCUGGGAAUAUACUGAGAAUGCUUCUGGGGACACAAACACAGCCAAAGAGGUGGCUCCAAAAGAAAUGCCAGUCAGAAAGGGACAGGUAUCAUUAAUGUUUGACAUAAAACACCAGCCUUCAGUACCAGUUGGGCAGCUCUGGGUGGAGUUGCUGCGAUUCUAUGCUUUAGAAUUUAAUCUGGCUGAUUUAGUGAUAAGUAUCCGUGUCAAAGAAUCAGUAUCUCGGGAAUCAAAGGAUUGGCCUAAAAAGCGCAUUGCCAUUGAAGAUCCCUACUCUGUUAAGAGAAAUGUGGCAAGAACCCUAAAUAAUCAACCUGUGUUUGAAUAUAUACUUCAUUGUUUAAGGACAACAUAUAAAUAUUUUGCUCUUCCACAUAAAGUUGGAAAAUCCAGUCUUCCAAAGCCUCUGAGCCCAGUUUCAUGUAUUUCAGAACAUUGUAAAGAAGUAGAAAAUUAUGAUCCAGGUAUAAAAGCAAAAGAUGAUAAGCUUAGAAACUCAGUUUUGGCCCAAAGUCCUGGUGCUAUUACCACAUCAACUACAAAUACCCAAAAUGCACAGCCAUUGUCUCUUAGAGAAAUGAUAAAAAGCUCUGGAAGUCUACCAACAGAAGAAAUGGGAAAUGACAUCAGCAUCCACCUAGAAGACAUAAGCUAUGUCCAGGCACAAGUAGAAAGAGGAGGUAAAAGUGAGAAAAAGAAAAUUGAAAGGGAGGGCAACUGUGGAGAGCUGGUAGCCUGUGGCAGUGUACAUAAUUAUGGGACAGGAUGUGCUUUGGAAUUAGACGGCCUCCACAAUCCUAUGACUAAAAAAUGUGAUGGAUUUGCUACCUUAGAUGACAAGACUAAUUUUGAAGAAAGUACAGAAGGUACCAGUGAGCUAGAAGAUUCUGUGAACCACAUUUCCCCUGUAAUCCAAGACCAGACAUCACAAAUCAUUCAGUUUGACGAAGAAGAGGAAAAAGAACCCAGACUUGCCUUUAACGAACAGGAAGUCGAGGAUGACAUUGCUAAUGAAGAUGAGUUAGACAACACCUAUACUGGAUCAGGGGAUGAGGACACCCUGUCUGAAGAGGAGGAUGAGUUAGUUGACCUUGUUAAAUAUGAGGACUUGAAAGAACGUGGAAAAUAUAUAGAUGAAGCUCUGCUCAUGGAACUUAAUGAAAUAAAUCUUAAAGAGGAAAAUGUACAGGAAGAAAACUCACCUGUGGAUCAGUCUGAUUUCAUCUAUGAAUUUAGUAAACUUAUCUUCACCAAAGGCAAGUCUCCCACAGUAGUGUGCAACUUAUGUAAACGAGAAGGACACCGGAAAAAGGACUGUCCUGAAGAUUUCAAAAGAAUCCAGCUGGACCCUUUACCUCCACUGACACCCAAGUUUUUGUAUAUCUUAGAUCAAGUUUGCAUCCAGUGUUACAAGGAUUUUUCUCCAAAUACUUUAGAAGAGCAGGCUCGUGAACAUAUUCGACAAAACCUAGAGAGUUUCAUAAGACAGGACUUUCCAGGAACUAAAUUGAGCUUGUUUGGCUCCUCCAAAAAUGGAUUUGGAUUCAAACAGAGUGACCUUGACAUUUGUAUGACAUUUAAUGGACAUGAAACUGCUGAGGGGUUAGACUGUGUAAGAACUAUUGAAGAAUUGGCAAGAGUCCUCAGAAAACAUUCAGGUUUGAGAAACAUCUUACCUAUUACAACAGCAAAGGUGCCAAUUGUGAAAUUCUUCCAUUUGAGAAGUGGUCUGGAAGUAGAUAUCAGUUUGUAUAACACAUUGGCCCUUCAUAACACAAGACUUUUAUCUGCUUAUUCAGCCAUUGACCUCAGAGUGAAAUAUUUAUGUUACACAAUGAAAGUAUUUACAAAGAUGUGUGAUAUUGGUGACGCAUCUAGAGGCAGCUUAUCCUCAUACGCGUACACACUCAUGGUGCUGUAUUUCCUCCAGCAGAGGAGUCCACCAGUCAUUCCUGUCCUCCAAGAGAUGUACAAAGGUGAAAAGAAACCUGAAAUAUUUGUUGAUGGCUGGAAUAUUUAUUUUUUUGAUCAAAUAGAUGAACUGCCUACCUGUUGGCCAGAAUAUGGGAAAAAUACAGAAUCUGUUGGACAGCUAUGGCUGGGACUUCUUCGUUUCUACACUGAGGAAUUUGAUUUUAAAGAACAUGUUAUUAGCAUCAGGAGAAAAAGUCUACUUACAACUUUUAAGAAACAGUGGACCUCAAAAUACAUUGUUAUUGAAGAUCCCUUUGAUUUGAAUCAUAAUCUUGGAGCUGGAUUAUCAAGAAAAAUGACAAAUUUUAUAAUGAAAGCCUUUAUCAAUGGUAGAAGAGUAUUUGGCAUUCCAGUCAAAGGAUUUCCAAAGGAUUGCCCCUCAAAAAUGGAAUACUUUUUUGAUCCAGAUGUACUCACUGAAGGAGAGCUGGCCCCAAAUGAUAGAUGUUGUCGAAUUUGUGGGAAAAUUGGACACUUUAUGAAGGACUGUCCCAUGAGGAGAAAAGUAAGGAGACGGCGAAAUCAGGAAGAUACUCUGCACCAAAGAUACCCUGAGAGCAAAGACAAAAAAAGCAAAGAGGAAAAAGAAAUUCAAAACAAAUACACAGAAAGGGAGGUAUCAGCAAAAGAAGACAAGUCUGUGCCAUGUGCAGCACAGAAAGCCAAGACUGUGAGGGCAGCUGUUGACCCUGGGAGAGAGAAGAUUUUCAGGCCACCUGUAGAAAAAUGGAAGCGGCAGGACAAUAAAGACUUAAGAGAAAAGCGCUGUUUCAUUUGUGGAAGAGAAGGGCACAUUAGAAAAGAAUGUCCACAGUUUAAAGGCUCUCCAGGUGUGUCUAAGUCAGAUCCUUGUGUGUUUGGAACCCCUUCUUCACCUAGCCCUUUGAGACCAGCUGGUCCGUUUGCUCAGGCAGUGAUUUUACAUGAAGACAAAAAGAAACAAAAAACAGCAAUAUUUUUGAGUCCCCAGUCAGGAAGCCUUUCCAGUAAAUACAUGACUCAGGGAAAAGCCUCGGUGAAGAGGAGCCCACAGGAAUCAUGAGGGAAGGAAGACGCAGCACUCUAAAUGACACUCAGGCGUCCUUAUUCACUCGGAAAAUUAGGUUCAUUUCACAGGACACAGCAGCAUAGAUCAGGCUUCAACUUCACAUUCUAGGAAAAUGUCAGAUUUUUUUUAAUAUAAUGAAAUUGUUAAUGAAAAAAUUUUAAUGUCUUAUCUACCACCAAUCCCCAUAGAUUUUAAUAGAAAGCCAUGAUAUAUGUAUUUAAGCCAAGUUAAAAGAAAAAAUGUAACUAUGGGCCAGUAUUCAGUGAAUAUGGCUUCAUGGUUUUUAAUUCUUUCAAAGCACACUAAAAAUGGUGUGCUGAUAAAACCCAAGUACAUUAACUCCUUUUUUCCUAUAAAUCCCUUUUUUGUUUUGAAGAGGGGAAAUAUAUUUAUUGUUUACUGAAUCCUCAUGUGGAAGGUAUCAAGUGUGUGAACUGCUACUGCUGUACUUAGUACUUCAGAACAUUAUUUUACCGCUCUCUGUAGAAGUGAACACAGGAACUGAGUCCUAUUUAUGGGAGCCUCUGUGGGCACAACACACAGUGCCACUGUCAGGGCACUGGUGUUUCCCACUGACAUUUAAUAAAUCAACAUUGAACUACUAUGCUUGGCAAAAAGAAAUCAGGAAAACAAGUGGCCCUGUUUGCCAGUAAAAACAUAAAGAUGAUAAAAGUACUUUUUACUUUUUAUGAUAUUCAGAAAUUAGGGAGGAGAACUUUUAACCCCCACCCUAAGAUCAGAGCCCGUCUGAGCCAAUCCUGAGUGUGGUUGCUCUCUUUCUGGAUCUGACUGGAGCCCUCACAGAACUGUUUCUCUUAACUCCACAAGUUUUUCCAAAGUACUACGUGGUCAAAACUAUGCCUCGCUUUAUUUAUCAUUUUGAAAUAAAAUUUCAACCUGUAAUUUUACCCACAUUACUUUCUAAUGAAAGAGUCCUAAAUUUCAUUAAAGAAAAUAAUUUCCGGAGGAGGGCCAGUGCAAAUGUACACCUCUUGUGCUUCUGCCCCACCACUGUUGUGCAACAGUACAGCCCUGUGCCAGGUGCUAACAUGCACACCCCACGGGCUGGCACUGACAACUGCAGAAAGGAUUAGUAGAGAAGAGAAGACUCAGAAGAUAAUGCCUGUGUGCCCUUCUCUUACAAAGCUGGUUUGCCAAGUAUGAUGGUGCACAUGUGUAAUCCCAGAAUUCUGGAAGGCUUGAAGCGGAAGGAUCACAAACUCAAUCCCAUGUUUGGACAACUAGAUGACUUAACAAGACCCUACCUCAAAGUACAAAAGGCUGGAGACUUACUCCGAAGUACCUGAGUUAACCCCUAAUACUGUACCAAGAAAAAGGGAAAAGAAUUAGAGAACCUAUUCUAGCUACAGAAGAAUUCUAUCAAAAGUAAAAACUUUAGAAUUUGCAAGUUCUGGCAAACAAUAAAAUGGUUGUUCCUCCACAGUUUGAAUCCUCGUGAUCCUGCAGCCUGGGCUGCCCCUUGUGUGCCCUUCCUCCGUUGCUGAGCUGCCUCUGCCUUCUGGUGGAGUUGCUGCAGCCAACUCUGGCCAUACUUUGAAAGACCUGUCGUGCUCUUCUGUUGUCUUCUGGCAUUAUCAAAGAAGUCAAGUUCAGCCAAAUUUGUGUUCCUUUGUAGUUUUUUAUUUUCCUGUUGGGGGUACUCCUGUGUUUUUGUUUAUCCUUAUA